Adineta ricciae is the source of this 1146-nucleotide messenger RNA. The record is from the annotation of a GenBank genome assembly. NCBI's taxonomy places the organism in Eukaryota, Metazoa, Rotifera, Eurotatoria, Adinetida, Adinetidae.
AUGGCACCGAAAAGAAGAAAACAAACUUCGUCGUCUGAUGAAAAAGUGUUUGCUGUUAUACGCGAUCGCAAAACCUCGAAGUCUCAGGUGAUUCCAGUUGAUCGGUUAUCAUACUCGAAAAAAGAUAAUUUGAAAAUUGGCACAUCGGUUGCUUUCAAAGGUACAGAUGGUGCAUCCAGACGAUGUCAAGGGAUAGUAGUAGCAAAAGGUACCAAACAACAAUGUGAUCAAAGUCUUUCAAUCAUAGAAAAGUCGAACAGCGUCGACACGAAGGAUUCUAGCGAUUCAGACAAUUUACAAAUUGAUGAACGCGCUGUAGUCAGCGAUAGUGAUGGGGAAAAUGUCGAUCAUUCGGACGAUGACAAUGAAACUGCAAUGCCCUUGUCCAUUUCGAAGGAAUCCAGUUCGGUUAUAAGCAAGGAUAAAAAUCCAACGAUAUCAUCGGCAACAUCCACAAGUAACAGUGCUUCGAUAACUUUACCUGCUGAUAUUGAACCAUCAACUGAUGUCGCGUUGAGAGAUAUAUCGAACGACACCAAUGUCAACAGUAAACGAAAGGAACUGACGAAAGAAUCGACACCUAUCAACAAUAAGAAACAGAAACGUUCCGCUGUAAUAUCUCACUCGGACUUUGAAAGAGCACUACGUGAAAACGCACAGCUGAAGAAGGAACUGACCAUGUACAAAGAUAAUUGGAUGCCUCGUCCAAAGGGUGCGGCCAUGACAUAUUUCAUUGAUGUCGGAAAGGUACUAGCUGGUGCCUUCGACAACCAAGACGACGAAGAUAAAGGCGAAAAACUGGAAAACAUUUGUGCUGCAUUAGGUAUGAAUGAGAAGGAGUUGAAGUCAUGUGAGCAUGAAACCGACAUAACCAAGACAUGUCGACAAAUAAUCAAAUUUAUUUACCGUGACUCCAAAGAACGAGCAAGAACGCUUGUAUCAACGAUGAAUACAAAUAUAUUGCACUCUAUCCAAGAAUACGCGAAAAUGGCUCAUCCAGCUCUCUCAAAGAUAAACAAUUCAGUGCUUAAUAAUGCUAUUGGUAACGUCUUCGCAACCGAUAAACGCAGAUUUGAGCGGGAUGGAAUCCAGAUUUUCAUGGGCAACGACGUGAACGACGUUGAUGAAGACGAUGAAAACUUUUAA